This is a messenger RNA of Juglans microcarpa x Juglans regia, 3354 nucleotides long. Its product is annotated as ATP-dependent DNA helicase DDX11. Gene Ontology annotation, molecular function: DNA helicase activity; ATP binding; DNA binding. Gene Ontology annotation, cellular component: nucleus. Lineage: Eukaryota; Viridiplantae; Streptophyta; Magnoliopsida; Fagales; Juglandaceae. Gene Ontology annotation, biological process: establishment of sister chromatid cohesion; nucleobase-containing compound metabolic process. The transcript has 9 exons. The record is from RefSeq and is a predicted model, not a curated record. The coding region runs from base 261 to 3023 and encodes 920 amino acids.
UGUUAUUUCGAUUGCAGGACCAACCAAAGAUGGGCCGUGGGCGUAUGGGUCAUUUGACGCUCCCCCAGAGUGCCGAACCAGUCUUGUUUGUCAGGGGUCAUGCCAUUGCUCUCCCUCCCGCCCUCUCUUUCUAGUUUCUAUGAUGAAGCCAAAGCCAAAGCGCGCGGGAGAUCCUUUCUUUUGGUACCAAUAAACAAACAGAGCCUUCGCAGACAAUCACCGGGAAAACACACAGUGAUCAAUCAGAAAGCCAGAGAGAAAUGGGAGAAGGCAGCUGGCACUCUAAAUUCCCGGCAUUUCCUUACAACCCGUAUUCCAUUCAGAUCGACUUCAUGAACGCCCUCUAUCACUCUCUCAACCAAGGCGGCGUCUCCAUGCUCGAAAGCCCCACCGGGACAGGUAAAACUCUGAGCAUCAUUUGUAGUGCUUUGCAAUGGGUAGUUGACCGGAGGAAACAACAAAACUCUGAAAGAGCAGGCGAAUUUGACAAUAAUCCAGCAAAUGAAGGUCAGCUUGGUUCAGAAGAUGAGCCUGAUUGGAUGAGAGACUUUGUUAUGAACAAAGACAACAAAGUCGAGUUGAAGAAGAUUAAGAUGAAGAAAUUUGGUGUUGGUUUUGGGAAACCUGAUAAGAGAAGUAAUCAAGGAAGUUGUAAGGAUUUGUUUUCGUUGGGCUCGAAGGAGGAAGAUUUUGUUACAAAGAAAGAGCGAGAGAAUAUGCAAAAGAAAAAUGAUGCAGUGCAGUUGACUGAUGAGGAGUUCUUGUUGGAAGAUUAUGAAAGUGAAGAGGAAGGAGCUGGUGGGACGUCAAAGAGGAAGGCUGGCAAGGGUCCUCAUAUUCCAUCAAGUGACGAGGAAGAGGAAGAAGAUCAGUCUGAUGAGGAAGAGGAUGAGGAGAAGCUGAAGGUUUAUUUUUGUAGUCGGACACAUUCGCAGCUCUCACAGUUCAUAAAGGAAUUAAGAAAGACAGUUUUUGCUAAUGAGGUGAAGAUUGUGUGUUUAGGCUCUAGGAAAAAUUUCUGCAUCAAUGAAGGGGUAUUGAAACUUGGAAACUCCACUCGAAUUAAUGAUCAGUGCUUGGAGCUUCAAAAAAACAAGAAAAAAGAGGUCUCAAAAAUUAAGAACUUAGAUACUGGAGGGAGAAUACGCAGGACCAAGGCCUCUUCUGGAUGCCCAAUGCUUAGAAAGUCCAAACUACAAAGACAAUUCAGAAGUGAGGUAUCUCAACAAGCGGCCUUGGAUAUUGAAGAUCUUGUUAGCAUUGGAAGAAAGAUGGGAACUUGUCCAUAUUAUGGCUCCAGAAGCAUGCUCCCUGCAGCUGAUCUUGUGGUUCUACCCUAUCAAUCUCUUCUAUCAAAAUCAUCUCGUGAAUCGCUAGGCCUAAAGUUGAAGAAUAAUAUUGUCAUAAUAGAUGAGGCUCACAAUCUAGCUGACUCACUUAUCAGCAUGUAUGACUCAAAAAUUACUUUGAUGCAGCUGGAGAAUGUACAUUUCCACGUAGAGAGGUACUUUGAGAGAUUUCGCAAUCUGUUGGGACCUGGUAAUCGGAGAUAUAUCCAAACCCUGAUGGUUGUUAGCCGGGCUUUUCUCCAAAUUUUACAUGAGAAUGCCAGUUACGUAGAUCCAUCCCAAGACACUGAAAAGACUUACGGAGCAAAUGGUUCCUCUGAUUCCUCACUGGCCAUUAAUGAUUUUCUAUUUUCACUAGAUAUUGACAACAUCAACUUGGUUAAAUUGCUUCAAUAUAUAAAGGAAAGCAACAUCAUGUACAAGGUCAGUGGUUAUGGAGAUAAAAUGGCUAGCUUGCAAAAUUGUUCAACAAAGCAUGACACUUCGGAAUGUAAUGAGGGAAGCAUUCUGCCAGAUUUUCGGGCAUUAUCGAACAUGUUGCAAUCACUGACAAACAAUGAUGGUGAUGGGAGGAUAAUCCUCUCAAGGUCUCAAACAACAUGCUCCAGGCAAGGAGGAUAUAUAAAAUAUGUCAUGCUCUCUGGUGAAAAGAUCUUUUCUGAGAUUGUGAACCAAGCACAUGCUGUUUUACUGGCUGGAGGAACUCUCCAACCAAUAGAAGAAACAAGGGAGCGACUUUUCCCAUGGCUACCAACAAAUCAGUUGCAGUUCUUUUCUUGUAGUCAUAUUGUCCCUCCUGAGAGUAUUCUGCCAGUUGCAGUUUCCUGUGGCCCUUCUGGUCAGUCUUUUGAUUUUAGCUACAGCUCCAGAAGCUCAUUAAUCAUGAUUCAGGAGCUGGGGCUAAUGCUUUGCAAUUUGGUUACCGUAGUUCCUGAAGGAAUUGUUGUCUUCUUCUCUUCGUUUGACUAUGAAGGACAGGUCUAUGAUGCAUGGAAGGCUUCAGGCAUCUUGGAUAGGAUUAUGAAGAAGAAAUGUGUAUUUAGGGAGCCUAGAAAAACUACUGAUGUGGAAUCUGUUCUUAAGGAAUAUAAGGAAACAAUUGAUGCAUUGUGUGUUGAGGAAUCUAAAGGAAAUCCAGCUUCUCGGAGCGGUGCAAUACUCCUUGCUGUUGUUGGUGGAAAGAUAUCAGAAGGCAUCAACUUGAGUGAUGGGAUGGGUCGAUGUAUAGUCAUGGUUGGACUGCCCUAUCCUAACCCAUCUGACAUUGAGUUGAUUGAGAGGGUGAAGCAUAUUGAAGGUCUGGGAAAUUCAAAAUGCAUUACUUCCAAGUUUUCAGUUACUAACGAACCUUACAAUGGAGAUGUGGAGGUUGGGUUUGACAUCCUAAGAAGUUGUAGACGCAGAGGAAAAGAAUACUAUGAAAAUCUUUGCAUGAAGGCUGUAAAUCAAUCUAUUGGCAGAGCUAUUCGGCAUGUAAAUGACUAUGCAGCGAUUUUAUUGGUUGACGCUAGGUAUGGAUCUGAUCCCUCAAACAGAAACUUCUCUAAUACAACUAACAAGCUCCCACAGUGGAUAAAAGAGCGUCUAGUUUUCUCUACUCAAAGCUAUGGUGAAGUCCAUAGGCUGCUGCAUCAGUUCUUCAAAUUCAACAAGAAGAAAAGAGAGUGUAAGUAGAAUGGUAUGCAAGUUUCUUGGGUUGAAGGGAGAAUACGUUGCAUUUAUACUUGAGUAGGCAAAUUUUAUAUACUCUCUCUGUUGGUGAGUCUUGAGCACUUCUUAGAAGAAAGCCUUAAAACAAAAGUGGCGAAGCGUCUACAAUAUGGACACAUGACUAAACUGUGUUUAUAAAUUCCUGUCAUUUAUUAGAAGCACGUCUUGAUUUUGUAUUCUAUGAACUUAUGAAGUGUACUUCUGUGAGUUCUAUAUUUCUUGCCCAAAUAUAUAAGUUCUUAUGGUUUUUAUUUAUUUAUUUAUUUAUUUAUUAAUGAAUGAUUUGAUACAGAAU